Molecule: messenger RNA, 861 nt
Organism: Synchiropus splendidus (mandarinfish)
Lineage: Eukaryota; Metazoa; Chordata; Actinopteri; Syngnathiformes; Callionymidae
Product: galectin-8-like
Exons: 8
Coding region: 1-861 (286 amino acids)
Molecular function (GO): carbohydrate binding
Source: RefSeq, a predicted model, not a curated record
AUGUCUGUGGCGAACACCAAACACAGCGUCCUGUUCCCGGCGGUGCCGUACACGGGGCCCAUACCUGGAGGCCUGCACCCGGGGGAGAUGGUCAUCAUCCAGGGCACGGUACCCGAGGAUGCUGACAGCACAAAGCCGUCCUCAGACGUGGCCCUGCGCAUCAGCCCUCGCUUCCACGACUCGCCGGCUGUGGUGUGCCGCUCGCUUCUGCAGGAGAUCUGGAGCGAGGACCAGGAGCUGCACCAGCUGCCUUACAAAGCUGGCGCGCCCUUCGAGACCGUCAUCCUGGUGCACAAAGAUGCCUUCAAGGUCGCGGUGAACGGCGCUCACCUGCUGGAGUAUCAGCACCGAAUCCCGCUCCACAAGAUCAACACUUUCUCCAUUUCUGGGAAAGUCAAAAUCCACGCCAUUGGCUUCAUCCCAAACUCGGCUAUUUUCACAGAGUCAGGUGACCUGGACGUCCCGUACAAAGGCAGCAUCCUCGCCGGCCUGAGCCCUGGUCAGAACAUUGCCAUCAAAGGUCGAAUCAGCACGUACCCGCACAGUUUCACGGUGAACCUGUGCAACAGCAGGACGGGGAACGUGGCGCUGCACCUGAACCCUCGCAUGAAGUCGGCCGUGUUCAUCAGGAACUCCUACCUGUCGGGGUCGUGGGGUCAGGAGGAGCGGGAGCUGCCCUUCUUCCCCUUCUCUCCUGGCGGAUACUUUGAGCUCCUGGUCCUCUGUCAGCCGCAUCGGUUCAAGCUGGCCGUCAACGGCUCGCACCUCUUCGACUUCCGACACCGAGUCCAGGACCUGAGCAGCAUCGACCAGCUGGAGAUCAUGGGGGACCUGGAGCUGGCUGACAUCAAACUCUGGUGA